This is a messenger RNA of Gigantopelta aegis, 1686 nucleotides long. RefSeq lists its product as uncharacterized. Gene Ontology annotation, molecular function: 5-oxoprolinase (ATP-hydrolyzing) activity. NCBI's taxonomy places the organism in Eukaryota, Metazoa, Mollusca, Gastropoda, Neomphalida, Peltospiridae. Gene Ontology annotation, biological process: glutathione metabolic process. The record is from RefSeq and is a predicted model, not a curated record. Gene Ontology annotation, cellular component: cytosol.
AUGUGUCUAUAUAUACUAUCUAUAACAAUAAAGAUGGCUAAACCAGUAAUUGGAGUUGAUGUUGGAGGUACUUAUACUGACGCUGUCAUCAUAUGUGACAAGAAAGUACUUUCAUCAUGUAAACAUGAGACUACUGCUAACAGAACAGAAGGGAUUAUCAAAGCAAUUGAAGGAGCCUUUCUCAAUCUUAAAAACAAAUCUCUGUCAGAUAAUAUCCGUUCUACCCUAUCACGUGUAUGUAUUGGUACCACUCAUUUUGUUAACGCUGUCAUUGAAAGAUCUGUUGAUAAACUAACGCCAGUUGCCGUGGUGAGGUUAUGUGGAACUGCGUCAAUUGGAAUACCACCAUUUUCAGAUUUCCCAUCAGAUCUUGCCCAGAUUAUCAAGCGAAUUGGUAAACUUGGACUAAUUGAAAGAGAAAAUGCUGCUAUUCUUAAUGAAUCUCUCAAGACAUUUGCUAAACGUACAAUAUCUGAGUUUCAAAAUGCUCUAGAAAACUUGAAUUUGAAGUGUCCAUUUUAUUUAACACAAAAUGAUGGUACACUGAUAAGUGUUGUAGAGGCUGUGGAGUAUCCAGUGUUCACUUUUUCCUCUGGUCCAACCAACAGUAUGAGAGGUGCCAUGUUUUUAUCAGGAAAGAAGGAUGGUAUCGUUGUGGACAUUGGUGGUACAACCACAGAUGUUGGAAUACUUGUUAAUGGUUUUCCUAGAGAAGCCUCAUCACAAGUCAAGAUUGGUGGUGUACGUACAAAUUUUCAAAUGCCCAACGUCAUUAGUGUUGGUUUGGGAGGUGGAUCACUGGUCACAAGAAAUAGAGUUGCUAAUGCUGUUGGUGCUAGUUUAGGUAUGGUAGCUGGUCGUUCUGAACGUGUGGAAAGUCUAUCUAAUGUUAUGACUACUAUCAAAUCAAAUGGAUCAUUUAAAGGAAGUGAUGAGGAACUUCGUCUCAAAGCUCGAGAGGUUAUUAUUCAAAGAAGUGUGGACUCAGCAAUUAAAGCUGCUCAAGAAAAAGGUGAAUGGAUCCUCAACUCAUUGGAUGUUGAAUGUAUUAGUAUUGGAGCUGGGAUAUUGGGGUGUGGGGGAGGUGGUGACCCUAACCUGGGACGUAUUAUGGCCUCAGAAAUGAUGAAUAAUGGAAAACAGAUUAGAGUUGUUGAUCCAUUAAAGAGAAUGACUAUGGGAGGAAAGGAGAAGGAUAACAUUAAACUGUCAACAAGGAAAUUAGAGAACAACCAUGAUGCCUGGAUAAUAGAUCACACAACAUUACCACAUUAUGAACUCAAAAGUACCUCUAUACCUCUAGCCAAUCGAAUUACAGGAUUGAUAUCUGCUGAAAUUGGUGGUGCUAACAUUGAGCCAUUAGUAACAGGUGCUAGAGUAGGACUACCUGUAUUGGAUGCUGAUGGAAUGGGAAGAGCAUUUCCAGAAUUACAGAUGUUCCUUCCCUUUAUUAAUGGGUUAUGCCCAUUUUCCAAGUUGUGUUAUCCUAUUACAACUGAAGAUUUAAGAUAUGGGAGGGGGUCUGUCUUAGUAUUACCAGCUGACUUUAGGACUAUUGACAGAGGAGGCUCUUCCUGUAAUCACACUUGGGAUGAAGAGUACAGACAGAUCUGUCAAGGAGUAUCUCCAGAAAUGCUCACACAAACCAAAGAUUCAUCGAGAUGUUACACGUUGUUGACAGCAUGA